Molecule: messenger RNA, 306 nt
Organism: Saccharomyces cerevisiae S288C
Lineage: Eukaryota; Fungi; Ascomycota; Saccharomycetes; Saccharomycetales; Saccharomycetaceae
Gene: YHR125W
Exons: 1
Coding region: 1-306 (101 amino acids)
Source: RefSeq, marked reviewed
AUGAUCAAUGCAAUAAUGAUUGGUAGUUGCCAAACAUUUAAUACGAUCCUCUGUAAUAUUUCUAUGAAUAAUUAUCACAGCAACGUUCAAUUAUCUUCAAUUCGGCUUCAGUACUGUAUGAAAUACUCGCUAACAUUUUCUUUAUUCUAUAAUAGCACAGUGACACUUAAACGUCAAACGUGGCGCACAUUAAUAUACGAUGUAUGCAUUUGGCUUGACACUGCUGUAAUAAGGAACAUCAUCAUCCGUCAACUAGUAGUCACAUUAGUAGUGUAUUAUCACAUGGUGUGUAAGAACAUUACGUAA